Molecule: messenger RNA, 396 nt
Organism: Staurois parvus
Lineage: Eukaryota; Metazoa; Chordata; Amphibia; Anura; Ranidae
Source: the annotation of a GenBank genome assembly
UGGGUCCACAGUGUGACGGGUCCCUGUACCGCCUCCCAUUGCACCCCACUCUGCCAUUUGCCACUUCAGGUCUCCUCACACUCCUGCUGGUUUCCAUUUUGGCAUAGGUUGCUGGCAGAUUACAGGCCUCCCAUAGGUGCUCCCCAGCCCCAAAUCUGCCAUGGGUCCCCCGCCCGCCUCGUCACGCUGCUGUGGGUCCACCAGUGUGACAUGGGUCCCCCUGUACCGCCUCCCAUUGCUCCCAAUCUGCCAUGUGCCACUAUUCAGGUCUCCUCACACUCCUGCUGGGUUCCAUUUUGUCAUAGGUUGCUGUAUGGCCUCCCAUUGCUGCUGCCUCCACCGCCACACUGUGGCUCCAAACACUGGUUUUGGCCCCGUGACUGGCCAAAUGAGUGA